AUGGAUCAUUCCAGCUUGCACGAAUUCAUCAUUUCCUCAUUCCUCAACAGCCAGCGUCCUCCCACUGUCAGCGAGAUCGCCACCCGCUUCGAAAGUGAUGUAGCUACGGCGCGGCAAGCCCUGCGAGCUCUGGCAGACUACCAUGGUGUUGUGCUGCACCCCAAAUCCGACGAGGUGUGGGUUGCCCACCCGUUUUCGGCAGCGCCCACGACCUGCGUCGUGUCCUCGGGCGAUCGCAAAUGGUGGGGGAACUGUGCCUGGUGCUCAUUCGGCGUGAUGCACCUCGCAGGUGGAACAUCGACCUUCACGACAAGGACUGGCGCCAUCGGCGACGAAGUGACCAUCACGGCCCGCGACGGACAGCUGGUGGACACGGACUUUGUGAUACACUUUCCAGUUCCCAUGACUGAUGUCUGGGAUAACGUCAUCUACACCUGCUCGGUCCAGCUGCUAUUCCGCAAUGAGGCCGAGGUGGACGAGUGGUGUGCUACGAGAGGGAUCGCAAAGGGAGAUGUGCGUCCAGUCAAGCAAGUUUGGGAUUUCGCGGCUGAAUGGUACGGCCGCCACGCCGAUGCAGACUGGAAGAAAUGGACUUUGCAAGACGCAAUCAAGAUUUUUGGCCGGCAUAAACUCACUGGUCCAAUUUGGACGAUUGGAGACGAGAGAGGGCGCUUUUGA
This is a messenger RNA of Trichoderma asperellum CBS 433.97, 678 nucleotides long. RefSeq lists its product as uncharacterized. The record is from RefSeq and is a predicted model, not a curated record. NCBI's taxonomy places the organism in Eukaryota, Fungi, Ascomycota, Sordariomycetes, Hypocreales, Hypocreaceae. Gene Ontology annotation, molecular function: alkylmercury lyase activity.